UUCAUCUAAGGAUGCCUGGACCUCUCUGGCCUGCCGCCUGGUCCCUCCGGCUCCCCAUAGGCCCCGCCCCUCGGCCCACCUCCAACCCCACGCACCCUCUCUCACUCCUUUCCUACAUAGCUCCACCUUCUUCCCCGCCUCUGGUCCCUCCCGCCCGCCUCCGUGGGACAGUCUAGGGCCACCGGUCGCUGGAAGACCCUGAGCAAGCUAUGGCGUCCGGCAGCCCGCGGGUGCUGGUGGUGGGCGGCGGCAUCGCGGGGCUGGGCGCUGCGCAGAGACUCUGCCGCCACCCGGCUGCUCCACACCUGCGGGUCCUGGAGGCCACCGCCGGCGCCGGGGGCCGCAUCCGCUCGGAACGCUACUUCGGUGGUGUAGUGGAGCUGGGUGCACACUGGAUCCAUGGGCCCUCCCAGGGCAAUCCUGUCUUCCAGCUGGCUGCAGAGUUCGGGCUCCUGGGGGAGGAAGAGUUAUCAGCGGAGAACCAGCUGGUGGAGACAGGAGGGCACGUGGCCCUGCCCUCCGUGAGCUGUACCAGCUCUGGAACACGUGUGAGCCCGGAGCUGGUGACAGAGAUGGCCAGUCUGUUCUAUGGACUGAUAGACCGGACUCGAGAGUUCCUGAAUGCCACUGAGACUCCAAUGGCCAGCGUUGGAGAGUUCCUCAAGAAGGAGCUAAGUCAGCAGGUGGCUAGCUGGACUGAGGAUGAGGACACGAAGAAACUCAAGCUGGCUAUCCUGAACACCUUCUUCAACAUAGAAUGUUGUGUGAGCGGCACCCACAGCAUGGACCUGGUAGCCCUUGCACCGUUUGGGGAGUACACGGUGCUCCCGGGGCUGGACUGCACCUUGGCUGGUGGUUACCAAGGGCUUACCAACUGCAUACUGGCUUCCUUGCCCAAGGAUUCGAUGGUUUUUGACAAGCCGGUAAAGACCAUUCACUGGAACGGGUCCUUCCAGGAAGCUGCUUUUCCAGGAGAGACCUUCCCAGUGUUGGUGGAGUGUGAAGAUGGUACCCGCCUGCCCGCCCAUCAUGUCAUCGUCACCGUGCCCUUAGGUUUUCUCAAAGAACAUCAAGACACUUUCUUUGAGCCACCACUGCCUGCCAAAAAGGCAGAAGUCAUCAGAAAAAUAGGCUUUGGUACCAACAACAAAAUAUUUUUGGAGUUUGAGGAGCCCUUCUGGGACCCCGACUGCAAGGCCAUCCAGGUGGUAUGGGAAGACACAUCACCCCUACAGGACACAGCCCUCUCACUUCAAGACACCUGGUUCAAGAAGCUCAUUGGCUUUUUGGUCCUGCCUCCCUUUGAGUCUUCACAUGUGCUCUGUGGGUUUAUUGCUGGGCUCGAGUCGGAGUUUAUGGAGACUCUGUCGGAUGAAGAAGUACUUCUGUCUCUAACCCAAGUACUUCGGAGAAUGACGGGAAACUCACAAUUGCCAGCAGCUAAGAGCGUGCUGAGGUCUCGUUGGCACAGUGCCCCAUAUACCCGAGGUUCCUACAGCUAUGUGGCCGUUGGCAGCACUGGCGAUGACCUAGAUGUGUUGGCUCAGCCCCUCCCUGCGGAUGGAACUGGUACCCAGCUCCAGAUACUCUUCGCUGGGGAAGCCACACAUCGGACAUUUUAUUCCACCACGCACGGGGCCCUCCUGUCUGGCUGGAGGGAAGCCGACCGCCUCAUAAGUCUGUGGGACUCACAGGUACAGCAGCCCCAGCCCAGGCUGUGAAUGUCUGCAGCUCUGCUCUGUCAUGUGGGCUGCCAAGCUCCUUUGUUGGGUGCGUGGUUUUCAGUCUGGUUUGAGGUUUUGGGAUCUUACUGGUAGCUUUAAUUUUGGGAAACUGAUCUAAUUUCUCAUAACUGUUAUUGGAGUCUGGCGUGGUCUGAUCAUGGAUGCCCCACUGCGUUUGCACACAUAAAACAGUUGCCACCA
Messenger RNA from Mesocricetus auratus (golden hamster), 1925 nucleotides. RefSeq names its product polyamine oxidase (gene Paox). Gene Ontology annotation, molecular function: polyamine oxidase activity. NCBI's taxonomy places the organism in Eukaryota, Metazoa, Chordata, Mammalia, Rodentia, Cricetidae. Bases 210 to 1721 code for a protein of 503 amino acids. The transcript has 7 exons. The record is from RefSeq and is a predicted model, not a curated record.